AUGAGAAGAUUACAGCUAUUUGGAAGGAAUAAAUCUCAGCCGUCGCAAGCAAAAGUAAGCGAAGAGAGCGUAUCAGCAUCGUCACCUCCCUCUUCACUAGGGUUUUUAGAAUUCUCCAAUGAUGUUUUAUGCCGGAUCUUGAACCAUUUAGAUACAAAUACGUUACUAAGCCUGUGUCAAGUUCAUUCUCGACUGUAUACAUUGGUAUCCAAUCAGUUCCUCUAUAAACAUGUCAAAUUAGAGGAUAAAUUCUCAUUACUCAAAUUUAACGUUUUGAUCCAUGGUGAGUUUAGAACCAGUAACGUCAUUAAUAGUAGGAAAUCUAACACAGAGAGUCGAAAUGCUCGGUUUUUAGUGCAAACAAUUGAAUUUAAGGAUCCUCAAUGUCAAGAUUCACUUUUGAAAUAUAGCAAAUUCCACAGACCUAAUGAAUCGCUGAUCGGUGGUACUUACCUAUUGGAUACUAAUCACAUCCCGACUCGAGAUGACCGUACAGCUCGAUAUAUCCAGUAUACCUAUAUUGAACUGAUGCUAGACAUUAUCGAUUAUCUGCCGAAUCUCAGACAUAUCAUUUUAAGCCAUGUCCAGCCAGGAUUCAAGAUCCCUCUGUGGUACUCUGCAUUUAACGAUGGGUCAAGAGAUUUCUUUAAAAAAAUUAUAAAGGAUCAACAAUCGAUCAAUAGUAAUGAUUUGAGAGCAUUUGAAGUGUCUACGAAAUUUGUGACCGACUAUGAAGCAAAGUUCUAUUCAUUGCCUCGUAUCAAGACGUUAGAAAUUAGAGCAUCCAAGGAUAAAGGAAGCAAAAAUCAAGUUGCGUUGAGAUAUAACAUGCUUUCAUGUUUUGGUGUGAUCGAUCACUUGGUUCUGGAGAACCUUGUAGUGGACACAGAGUCGCUGGAUACACCAAUGGAGUUUAUUCCGUUCCAUUUGAGGUUAGACCCUUCUGGAGUUUACGAUUUACAUUCUCCUGUACAUGCACUGACGUUAAAAUCGUGUACCAUAGUACCUGGUAAUGGUAUAUUACGUCUUGUGCACGAUUAUUUCAAAUGCGUUAGAUCUUUACAGUUGCUGGAUCUGACUAGCAAAUAUGAUAUGCUAAUUUGUAGCUGUUUCAGCUCUCUAACCGAUUUAACAAUUGACUGUAGUAGUCAUUGUUUCACACAUGAAAAAUUGGUUAGUGAUUCGUAUUAUCAAACUGAUGAGACAGCCAAUUAUGACGAUGAUUGUGAUCGUGAUUCAUUGGCGGAAACGUUAUUAGAUGUGCCCGAAGACCAUACGCUAUCAGCGCCUCCACCAACGACACCCGUGGUCAUAUCAUUAAAUCUGGGAUACUUAUCGAGAAAUCCGGGAAAUGAUCCAGAACGUAGUAAGAAGCAAAUUGCAUUAAUUACCAAAUCUCAAAACGAAUUCUUCAGUCAACUGGGGAUUCCUAAAUUUCACAUUUGUUACCAUUACUAUAAACAGCUUUGGGAUAGGCUACCACGUAAAAACAUUAACGUUAACAUCAUCAACAUUCCAUUCACAAAUGUUUAUCCAUUAUCACCGGAGCUCUAUUGUGAAAAGAUAAUUUCCUCCUUAGAUGACGAUCAACAGACUUUAAUCGGUGCAAAUAUGGAUGAUCCUGCUGAAAUGAGACAUUACUAUUGGGAUGAGUCAGUGCGUAGCUGUAUUAGAGCCAAAAUAGAUGUACUCUUAAGUCGGGGUCAACACGGUGACAUUACCGCUGAUGAAGUUCUACAAAAUACAAAAGAUGAAGCUCUUAAUAAUUAUAAAAACUCUAAAGUGUUUGCAGAUAUACCCAAUAUUAAUUUGUGGUGCUUCCUGAAAUCGUUAUCGAAAUUUAAAUCAGUAAAGAUUCAAAUGCUACGACGCUGGUUAUUUUGUACGCCAAGGUCAAGGUAUGAUUGGGAAUUGCUGCUUAGACCUGUACUUAACGUCGAUGUACCCAUUGAAGUUCGCGAUAAGGACGGGUUUGUGCUCUACUCAUACGGAUCAGUUAAAAAAGCUUAA
Messenger RNA from Zygosaccharomyces rouxii, 2010 nucleotides. It is a transcript of the gene SKP2, whose product is annotated as putative SCF ubiquitin ligase complex subunit SKP2. Gene Ontology annotation, molecular function: protein binding. The transcript has a single exon. The record is from RefSeq and is a predicted model, not a curated record. The coding region runs from base 1 to 2010 and encodes 669 amino acids. NCBI's taxonomy places the organism in Eukaryota, Fungi, Ascomycota, Saccharomycetes, Saccharomycetales, Saccharomycetaceae.